GGAUUAACCAGCUACACUCGUCGUUGUGUUUAAAAUACCUUAAUUUUUUUAUCGUUAUUUAAAAAAGGUGUGACUUGGCACGAUAAGGUACGUACUUAUUUCGGAAAUAGCGAAAACUGCUAAUAAGUGGCGGCAAACAGAUAGAUAACAAAAUUUAGUCGUUGUCGCCGCGAGUGAAGUAGGUUAAGAGAAAAGAAGAGUCAGUUACAGGUGGAGUUUCAACGGGUGAAAUAUGAAUGGUUCUCGUUCGAUCGUUUUUUGAAUUUUAAAAAUAUGAACGUGCGCGUCCUUCGCGUGAUCUUGAUUGUGAUCGCGAUUAGUUGUGUCAAAGGACAACAAAAUGAAUAUAACUAUGGGAACCCGGCUCAGAGAUUCCAGGAUGGUCAACGAAUCGAUAUUCCUCAACGGUACGACCCGCCUCAGCGAUACGACCCUGCUCAAAGGAAUCGAGAUGAGCAACGAUUUAGAGAUGCAGCUGCGGUGACACCCAGACAGCCGAAUUAUCAGCAGCCUGGUCAGCUGGAUACCAAUAAUGUGUUUCAAAGGCCUUCGUUUAGGUAUCAACAAAGGACUAACAACAGGGGCAGAGGACAGUAUGACGACAUGUCGUAUCGAUACGCACCUGCUACUCAACGACAAGGUCCAAACGGAGAAGUAUUCGUUAUAACCGAUGAAAGACUCAGGGAAAUAAGAUCUGAAUUCAUGUAUUGGUAUUUCGACAAAGGAGGAGACGACGAUAAUGGCGAUCUACAAAUACAUAUUCAUCAUUCGAAUCCUCAAGUUCAUAAAAAUUUCAACUUCCAGUUACCAUUCUUUGGCUUCAGGUUUAAUUACACCAGGGUAUCGAUGCACGGAUACUUGGAAUUCAGCGACCCUCCACCUCAGCUCUCGUAUCCGUUGAAAUUCCCAAAUAAAGACUGGCCGAGGAAAAAUGAUCCUUCAUUCAUUGGAAUAUUUUAUAGUAAAUGUCGAAUCGGAGUGCUCAAAGCUGAAGAUAUCGAUCACCGCAGACCAGGAGUGUAUUUUAGGAUGGAACGAGAUUUACAAGGAAGAACUGAUCAAUUUGGAGUUGAAAUGAGAGAAAGACUCAAGUGGGAUAUUCGCGAAGGUGUAGUAGGCGCAGAUACUUUCGAUCCAAAACACGCUGCCAUUGUAACUUGGAAAAAUAUGUCUUUCGCUGGAGGAUUUGCCAACUCAAUUUAUGUGACAAAUACUUUCCAAUUAAUUUUGGCCACCGAUGAAGUCUACACUUACGCCAUCUUUAAUUACGCUGAAAUGCAGUGGACUAGUCAUACAGAAGCUGGAGGUGAUACGACUCUGGGAGAAGGAGGUGUACCAGCCUAUGUCGGUUUCAAUGCUGGAAAUGGUACCAGAAGCUACGAAUAUUACCCUUAUUCGCAACGAUCUACCAUACGAGAUUUAGUUGGCAGAGGAUGGGCUAAUGGAUUUCCUGGUAGACAUAUCUUCCGUAUAGAUGAAAACAUCAUGUUGGGUACUUGUAAUAAAGAUGCAGCCGGUACUGCACUUCCUCUCGUUUUCGCUCCCGAAAGCGGUAAUAUGUUAGGAGGCACUAUUAUCAAUAUCACCGGACCAUGUUUCGAGCCGAAUAUGAAAGUGAGAUGCAAAUUCGAUACAGAGGAAGUAGUAGGACGUGUAAUUGAUCGCAACAGAGCCGUAUGUGUUCAACCUUUCUUGAUGGUCGAGGGCUACGUCAUCUUUGAUAUUGCUAUCGGUGAUGAAAAAUAUAAUUGGAAAGGGAUGUUUUUCGUUGAAACACCAGCUACAGCAACAGAAAAAAUCUCCAUCGAGUCGGAAUGGAUACAUAAGACCGAUAUGAGGCAGAAUAUCGUUAUCACCUGGAAUCGGCAGAAUUUGACAACCAAUUACGAAGCUCGACUCAGACUAACCCUUUGGGGAUACAAAGAAACCACCAUUAGACCCGAAUUAUUGUAUAUUGAUAUCCUCGAAGACAAUAUACCAAAUACCGGGUCAUAUGUUCUUUACCCGGAAGUGUAUUCUUCUCGGGAUAAUGCAGAAGUUCGAGACUUGGAAUUCGGAUUUUUACAAAUCACCUUAUCUGAUCCAGGAAAAUAUUUCCAGCAUGGACUUUCACCAGUGCUUUGGAGUAAACCUAUACCACUGGGAUGGUAUUUCGCGUCUCAAUGGGAACGAGAGCACGGAGCUCGGUGGCCCGAACACCUGUGUGAUAAGUGGAUCAAAAAUGACAGAUAUUUGAAAAAUUUCGCUGCUGAGAUUCCUCAAUGUCCUUGUGUUCUGGAACAAGCUCUUGCGGAUAAAGGGCGUUAUCUGCCAGAUUAUGAUUGUGAUAUCGUGUCCAACCCUAGCUGUUUUUACAAUAAAGGAGCUCGUCAUUGCGUGAGAACUGGAGCUCCUAGUUUGGAGGGCUCGGAACAACAAUGUUGCUACGACAAAAAUAACUACCUUAUGCUGACUUACGACCAACAGUGGGGCUCGAAACCCCGACGAUCUCAUAAUCUAGGUUAUUUACCAUGGAACGAAGCUAACAAAGUACCUACACUAUCUCAAUGGUUCCACGAUGUGACCCCAUUCUAUAGUUGUUGUCUUUGGCAAGAAGAACAAUCUGUAGGCUGUGAAACUUUCCGAUUCGAAAGACGUCCUACUCAAGAUUGCAUCGCGUAUCAAUCUCCUUAUGUCGCUACGGUAUUCGGAGAUCCUCAUUUCAUCACUUUUGACGACGUAGCCUACUCGUUCAAUGGUAAAGGGGAAUUCGUUCUCGUGCAUACCGAUACUGAUAAGCACAAGUUGGAUGUCCAAGGUCGUUUUGAGCAAGUUGCGAGUAAUAUCUACGGACCUGUAAUGGCCACUAGGUUGACAUCAGUUGUGGCUCGAGAUAAUUCUUCAGCUGUAAUUGAAGUUCGUCUAAGACCUCAAGAAGCACAAUGGAGAUACAGAUUGGAUGUGCUAGCCGACGGAAAACGAGUAUUUUUCGAUAGGACGUCGUUGAAAUUACAACAUUUUCAUGGUGUUACUGUGUAUACCCCUAUGUACGUCCUGAAUCAAUCCGAAGUCAUCAUCAUGUUCGAAUCUGGAGUGGGAGUCGAAGUAUUAGAAAAUAAGGGAUCCAUGAGUGCGCGGGUCUAUCUACCUUGGAAAUUUAUUAAUCAAACUAGAGGUCUACUCGGAACUUGGAAUUUCAACGGUAUGGACGACUUUAUGUUACCCGAUGGAACCAUUUUGAAUAUAAAUACGGGCGAUUUUCGAAGUAUUCAUGAGAAUUUCGGAAUGUAUUGGAUGUUAGAAGAUAGAUACGAAAGAUACAAAGGAGGAGCCUUAUUUUAUCGAGAAUAUGGACGAACAGCGAGUUAUUACGCCAAUCGAACUUUCUUCGCCGAGUUCGCUGUUACUCCAGAACAAAUAAUUCCACAAAAUAGGUCUGACGAUAUCAAAAGAGCCCACCAAAUUUGCGGUGACUCCUACCAAUGUCAAUACGAUUACGCGGUAUCAUUAAACGAAGAACUCGCCAAAAAUACUCUCCAGUUCCAGGAUUCGUUCGUUAAUAUUAAAGCUAGAAACAAAGAUAGAGUGAUCACUUGCGGAGUGCUGGAAACGCCCAGAUUUGGUCGAAAGAGCAAUUUUCUAUUCACUCCCGGCACCAAGGUGACAUUUGAGUGCAAUCAAGAUUUCGUUUUGAUCGGUGACCAACGGCGAACUUGCACCGCAGAAGGGCGGUGGGAUGUGCCCGAAUACGGAUACACGGAAUGCCUACGUCAGCAAGAAUUUUCUUCUAGAACUCUUUGGAUUGUGAUUCCUGUAAUGGUAUUAAUAGUCGGGCCUUUGUUCUUAUUGAUCGUUUGUACCGGAUACCGAUUGGUCAUUCGGUCUAGAGACCAUGAUAGUCAGAAAACCAAGAUCAAAUCUCCUGAGCCGAUCAUAGAAAGGACUGCUGAGCCUGCUGAGACGACCGAACUACGUAGUCAAGAAGUAUAACAGAUUUGAUCAAGUAAAUUUGGGUCAAGAUUAAAAUAAUGUGUUCAUUCAUAAAUAAACAUCGAAUAUAUGUAUUAAGAUGCGAUUAUUCGUACAAUUGAAGGAGCUCUAUUCCAAAGUGGAUUAGGUCAUUUUUUAAAAAAGCACGUUUAACGAAGAUUUUUACUUCAAAAGUGGAUUAAGUGAUAGAUUUUUUAAAGUAAAUUUUUCUACAAGCAAUUGUUCGAUGUCCAAAGUAAGGUAAGGUGCACCAACCUUUGGAAACAGAACAAUUUAGCAUCAAAAACUUUAAACGCUUUCUUUGGGGAAAAAAAUGACUUGACCCACUUUGGAAUAGAGCUCUUCAAUUAUUAGGUGAUUAGUUUGAUUAUUUUUAAAAAUUUUUAUUACGGUGUUUUUUUUUUGUGAGUUGUGUAGGUAUGAUUAUCUCACUUGUUAUGUAGGUAAUUAAAUUUAUAGAAAAAUGUUCAUAAUGCCUUUUAAUAUCGCUAGAAUAGUGUUUUAGGGUCUUGCACGUAUUCUAGAAUGGAAUAUUUUGAUAGAAAUACAGCACAAAGGUCGAGAGGUGUCGUAAAAUUACUGCCAAUGUCGACGUUUUGCAUGAGCCUCUAUCUGUUAUGCUGACCUUAUAGCAUAGAAUUUUAAAAAUUCGCUCAUUAAAUUUUGUUGAUUGAGGGUUAGAGAGGUUUUAAAAUAGCUGACUUGGAUUUUACUCUGUCGUGUUUUUUUCCCAAUUUCGAAAACAGAUAAUUUUGUAACUUGGAAAGAGAAUUGAGGAAGCAAUCUGGUAUUUUUUUCAAUUUUUAGAUCUGUCUUCUUGAAUUUUGAUUUUUUUAAAAUUUUCUCAAUUCGAAUCCGCAUCCGGCAUUUCCUCCGUCGUCGUCACUCCAUAAAUGGUCAAAAUUGAAAAAUCUGCGUUUCGUAUGAGACAUUGAGCUCUACAUAGAAAAAAAAUAACAGCAAAUUAUUUAUCAUUCUAUUUCCAUUGUCUGAUCAUGGUAAGUUGUACCGAAACAACUGUCACAACUUGAAAAUGUUAAUAAACAGAGUGUUUCUCGUGAA
Planococcus citri (citrus mealybug) is the source of this 5031-nucleotide messenger RNA. RefSeq names its product sushi domain containing 2 mesh (gene mesh). The coding region runs from base 274 to 3969 and encodes 1231 amino acids. The record is from RefSeq and is a predicted model, not a curated record. The transcript is spliced from 23 exons. NCBI's taxonomy places the organism in Eukaryota, Metazoa, Arthropoda, Insecta, Hemiptera, Pseudococcidae. Gene Ontology annotation, biological process: cell-matrix adhesion.